UUGGGCGCUGAAAAGGAAGAGCCUACUGUUGUAGUAGUACCAACCAGUUGGACUAGCUAGAGGAACAGCAGGAAUCACUAAAACAGCGUCUAAUCUUACCGAGUUACUUUGCUUUCGAGCAUCGUGACAGAACGCAGAGUUUGGACCAUGGCCGAUAAAGAAGUGUAUGAUGAUGCAGUAGAAGAAAGGGUCAUUAAUGAAGAGUACAAGAUUUGGAAGAAAAACACACCUUUCCUGUAUGACCUGGUGAUGACUCAUGCCCUGGAGUGGCCCAGCCUUACAGUCCAAUGGCUUCCAGAUGUCAACAGGCCAGAGGGGAAGGACUAUGCCGUUCACAGGUUGGUUUUGGGGACCCAUACGUCAGAUGAGCAGAACCACCUUGUGAUUGCCAGCGUCCAGGUGCCAAAUGACGAUGCCCAGUUUGAUGCCUCGCACUACGACAGCGAAAAAGGAGCAGAGUUUGGUGGAUUUGGUUCAGUAAGUGGAAAAAUUGAAAUUGAGAUCAAGAUCAACCACGAGGGAGAGGUCAACCGAGCCCGCUACAUGCCCCAGAAUCACUGCAUCAUUGCCACCAAGACUCCCACCUCCGAUGUGCUGGUUUUUGACUACAAUAAGCACCCAACUAAGCCAGAUCCCAGUGGGGAGUGUAGUCCUGACCUAAGGCUGAAAGGCCACCAGAAAGAGGGUUAUGGGCUUUCCUGGAAUCCCAACCUCAGCGGCAACCUACUCAGUGCCUCUGAUGAUCAUACGAUCUGUUUAUGGGACAUUGGGGCCAACCCAAAGGAAGGAAAGAUUGUCGAUGCCAAGACCGUUUUCACCGGCCACACAGCAGUGGUGGAAGAUGUUUCCUGGCAUUUGCUCCAUGAAUCCUUGUUUGGCUCUGUGGCUGAUGACCAGAAACUCAUGAUAUGGGACACUCGGUCUAGCACCACAAACAAAGCCAGCCACGCAGUAGAUGCCCACACUGCUGAGGUCAACUGUCUAAGCUUCAACCCCUAUAGCGAGUUCAUUCUUGCCACUGGUUCUGCUGAUAAGACUGUUGCACUGUGGGAUCUGAGGAACCUCAAACUGAAGCUCCACUCCUUUGAGUCCCACAAAGAUGAAAUUUUCCAGGUACAAUGGUCACCUCACAAUGAGACGAUCCUGGCCUCCAGCGGCACUGACCGGCGUCUCAACGUCUGGGAUCUCAGUAAAAUCGGGGAGGAGCAGUCAGCAGAAGAUGCAGAGGAUGGCCCACCAGAGCUGCUGUUCAUUCACGGAGGCCACACAGCCAAGAUCUCUGACUUCUCCUGGAACCCCAAUGAACCCUGGGUCAUCUGCUCAGUGUCAGAGGACAACAUCAUGCAAGUCUGGCAGAUGGCGGAGAAUAUCUACAAUGACGAGGAGCCAGACAACACCCCUGCAUCAGAGCUGGAGGCUCAGGGAUCAUAACCCCAGCUCGGCAUGAGUCUCUCUCCAGGCACGACCUCCUACCCCCCCCUCCCCUUCAUUUCCUGAGCUCUAAACCCAGCCCCACCUGUCGUUUCUCUGUCUGGCUUAUCAAGUGCAAAAUGAAAAGUAUGCUCUCCACAUCCACGUGGAGAGUUGCAGACAGCAUGGACACUUCCCUUUCUUACAGACUUCAGGCUUCUUGCUUACAUGUAACACUUCACCAGGCCCAGGUACCCAAAACACUUAAACACUUGGAGUAGUGGUUCAGGUGGUCGUAUCUCUAGUGAUUGUGGUGGGAUUUUGUGGUGAAGCUGCUUUUAAGACUCUUUGAUGCAGAAAACUUUUAUGUGCACAAAGUCUGUAAGCUAUUGUUAAGACCAGUUGAUAUCAAAGGGCUUGUGCAAGAAAACAUCUGUCAUUUCACAUUUUGACUCAUGAGUAGCCACAAACCACUAACCAGUAAACUUCCCUAAAGACACAAAUAUGUAAGGAAAUGUGGACAACAGAAGACUACCUGGUCUACAUCUGUCCAAACUCAUUUGUAAAAUGCUGACCAAUAUGGUAAUUUCUGGGGGAGCUUUAUUUCAUACCUUAUUUUCCCACCUGUCAAGAACCUGUGACAGUUAUUUUCCCUUAUUGUACUUAGAAACAUUCCCUGCUGUGUUUGCCAACCGUUCAUAAGGUACAUAAACUCUUCAGUAUUUGAUUGAGUAAAAGGUGUGGCACUAAAUUAGUGCACUUGAGGGAAACGCACAUCCUUUUCCUCUCCUCUUUCUGUCGUUACAUAAUGUGAAAUUGCCAUGUUUUAUUUCAUGCACCACAAAUUGCAAUAAAUCUUUUUUAACUUUUCAAAGAGAA
This is a messenger RNA of Centropristis striata (black sea bass), 2289 nucleotides long. Its product is annotated as histone-binding protein RBBP7. Gene Ontology annotation, molecular function: histone binding. Gene Ontology annotation, cellular component: ESC/E(Z) complex; nucleus; NuRD complex. Gene Ontology annotation, biological process: regulation of gene expression. NCBI's taxonomy places the organism in Eukaryota, Metazoa, Chordata, Actinopteri, Perciformes, Serranidae. The transcript has 12 exons. The coding region runs from base 148 to 1431 and encodes 427 amino acids. The record is from RefSeq and is a predicted model, not a curated record.